GCUUUGCAUGGACGUGGGAACACCAAGCAGCUUAUGACAAGUUAAAAAAUGCACUAACCAACAGUCCAGUUAUGAGUCAUUUUGAUACAUCAAAAGAAACGUCGGUAUUAGUGGAUGCAAGCCCAGUUGGCUUAUCAGCCAUAUUAACACAAAGAGAUCCUAAAACAAACGCCGAUAACGUGAUCUGCUAUGCUAGUCGGGCUCUUUCGUCAGUAGAACAACGAUAUUCGCAAACUGAAAAGGAGGCCCUUGCUAUCGUGUGGGGUAUCGAACACUUUCACAUCUACCUAUUUGGGGCAUCGUUCACCCUGAUCACUGAUCACAAACCAUUACAACUUAUCUAUAAUAAUCCUCGGUCCAGACCUCCCGCCAGGAUUGAGCGAUGGUUAUUGAGACUUCAACAAUACAAUUUUCAAGUCAUUUACAGACCAGGUGACACGAACCCUGCAGACUUCUUAUCCAGACACCCACAAUUACAGACUCCCAAACGCAACAUCGCCGAAGAAUACAUCACGUUUGUCACGACAAAUGCAGCUCAAAAUGCCAUAUCAAUUGAAGUCAUCAAAGAACAUACGACCAAAGACAUAAGUCUUCAGGCGGUAAGAACAGCGGUCGAGUCGGGUGAUUGGAGCAAUCAGUCUGUGAAACCAUUUCUUAGCAUCAAAGAUGAAAUAUCUGUGGACAACACGAAUGGCAUACUCCUACGAGGAACGCGGAUUAUCAUUCCAACAACCCUAAAAACAAGCGUUGUGAAGCUGGCCCACGAAGGCCACCAAGGAAUAGCCAAAACUAAAGCUUUGUUACGCCAAUACGCCUGGUUCCCUAAUAUGGACAAGGCCGUCAAGGAUGAAAUUGAAGCCUGUCUACCAUGUCAAAUAAAUGGAUCAACCAGCCCACCAGAACCAUUAGCAAGUCCAGAAAUGCCAGAGGGCCCUUGGCAAACCAUCCAUGCUGAUUUCUAUGGUCCGCUCCCUACUGGACAAUAUAUCAUCGUGCUGAUCGAUAAGUAUUCGCGAUACCCAGAAGCCGAAAUAAUCUCAAGUACCUCCGCCAAAGCACUGAUCCCUAAAAUAGAUGCUAUUUUUGCACGGCAUGGAAUCCCAUUAAAGUUCAAAUCUGACAACGGUCCACCGUUCAACAGUAAGGAAUUCUCCAAAUAUCUACAUAAACUUGGGGUGAAGCACGAGACAUCAAUCCCUGAGUGGCCGCAAGGAAACUCAGAGGCCGAAGCAUUCAUGAAGCCUUUAGCUAAAGCGAUCAAAACAGCCCGUGCGGAACAUCGCAAUUGGACACAAGAACUUUCGAGAUUCUUACUCAGCUAUCGCACUACGCCUCAUUGUUCAACCAAUGUCCCACCAGCUCAACUACUAUUUAACCGACCAUUGAGAGGUAUCCUACCAAUGCUAAACCCCAAGGACAAAGUGCUAAAUAGACAUAAAGAGGCGCAGGCGAAUGAUUUUGAAGCGAAAUCGAAAGGAAGAGAAGUGGCAAACAAAAAAAGAAGAACUAAAGAAUCAGAUAUCAGGGUGGGAGACAAAGUCCUCUUAAAACAAAGGAAGAAAGAUAAGUUCACAACAAAAUUCGAGCCAACACCAUACACAGUGAUUUAUCGUAGAGGAGCUAAAGUAGUCGCUGAGAACCAUAACCAUCAAAUAACCAGAAACACAUCGUUCUUUAAAAAGAUAAGAGACAAGUCGAGAGAAUCAACUGAUGAAGAUGAAUACAACAUCCACGAACAGCCGUACGUACCAGAAUGUGAAGAACCAGAACACAUCAUAGAACCAGAACCAGAAGAGCCAGCUCCAAGGAGAUCAACUCGACAAAGAAAAAUAACAGAACAAUAUGGGAACCCAAUAAACCCUGACUUUGUUAUCCGUUAAGUUGAGGAGGGAUGUAGUGUUGUAGACACGCCCCUUAAAAGUGAAUGACGUAUAUGUAUAUAUAGGAAUGAGAAAUGUUGUUUACGAACAGAUAGUCGAGAGCACAAUAGAUAGAUAAUAAAGGAGUAAGAUAAAUUCUAAACAUUACAAAAACGUCAUCAACGUAAGUUCAACAACUUUAGUUCAAUACAACUGUAUUGAACUUAAAUCGAAUACAUGGUGUUCGUGUUAUCCUGGUUCGUGGCCACUUUUUUUUCUUAUCACAAAUGACGUCAUACCCGUGUAUCUAU
This is a messenger RNA of Xenia sp. Carnegie-2017, 2170 nucleotides long. RefSeq lists its product as uncharacterized. Bases 72 to 1880 code for a protein of 602 amino acids. The transcript has a single exon. Gene Ontology annotation, biological process: DNA integration. The record is from RefSeq and is a predicted model, not a curated record. Lineage: Eukaryota; Metazoa; Cnidaria; Anthozoa; Malacalcyonacea; Xeniidae. Gene Ontology annotation, molecular function: nucleic acid binding.